Messenger RNA from Merops nubicus (carmine bee-eater), 3851 nucleotides. RefSeq names its product adaptor-related protein complex 3, delta 1 subunit (gene AP3D1). Gene Ontology annotation, cellular component: terminal bouton; AP-3 adaptor complex; membrane coat. The annotation marks the transcript as partial. The record is from RefSeq and is a predicted model, not a curated record. Lineage: Eukaryota; Metazoa; Chordata; Aves; Coraciiformes; Meropidae. Gene Ontology annotation, biological process: anterograde synaptic vesicle transport; synaptic vesicle budding from endosome; synaptic vesicle membrane organization. The transcript has 31 exons.
GCAAAAUACAUCUCCCAGUGCAUCGAUGAGAUCAAGCAGGAGCUAAAGCAGGACAACAUUGCUGUGAAAGCAAAUGCAGUCUGCAAACUGACCUACUUACAGAUGCUGGGCUAUGACAUCAGUUGGGCUGCUUUCAAUAUUAUUGAAGUCAUGAGUGCAUCGAAGUUUACAUUCAAAAGAAUUGGUUACCUAGCUGCCUCCCAGUGCUUUCAUGAGGGGACUGAUGUAAUUAUGUUGACUACUAAUCAGAUCCGAAAGGAUCUCAGUAGCCCUAACCAGUAUGAUACUGGAGUUGCACUGACUGGCUUGUCCUGUUUUGUUACUCCAGAUCUUGCCAGGGACUUGGCAAAUGACAUCAUGACACUGAUGUCUCAUACAAAGCCUUACAUCAGGAAGAAGGCAGUGCUGAUCAUGUACAAGGUGUUUCUGAAAUACCCCGAGUCCCUCCGUCCCGCCUUCCCUCGCCUUAAAGAGAAACUUGAAGAUCCAGAUCCUGGUGUGCAGUCUGCUGCAGUAAAUGUUAUUUGUGAGCUGGCUCGACGCAAUCCCAAAAACUACCUUUCCCUUGCUCCACUCUUUUUCAAGUUGAUGACAUCAUCAACCAAUAAUUGGGUUCUCAUUAAGAUUAUAAAACUGUUUGGUGCUCUUACUCCAUUAGAACCUAGGCUGGGAAAGAAACUGAUUGAGCCUCUGACCAAUCUCAUCCAUAGCACCUCAGCCAUGUCUCUCUUGUAUGAAUGUGUGAACACAGUAAUAGCAGUGUUGAUCUCUCUGUCCUCGGGGAUGCCGAACCACAGCGCCAGCAUCCAGCUUUGUGUUCAGAAGUUGAGGAUAUUGAUAGAAGAUUCUGACCAGAACUUGAAAUACCUGGGACUGUUAGCUAUGUCCAAAAUCCUGAAAACGCAUCCUAAGUCAGUUCAGUCUCACAAGGAUCUCAUUCUCCAAUGUUUGGAUGACAAAGAUGAGUCUAUCCGACUCAGAGCUUUAGAUCUCCUCUAUGGCAUGGUAUCAAAGAAGAACUUGAUGGAGAUAGUGAAGAAACUGAUGAUUCAUGUGGAUAAAGCAGAAGGGACGACGUACCGGGAUGAGCUGCUGACCAAAAUCAUUGAUAUUUGUAGUCAGUCCAACUAUCAAUACAUCACGAACUUCGAAUGGUACAUCAGCAUCCUGGUGGAGCUGACGCGGCUGGAAGGCACGCGGCACGGGCACCUCAUAGCAGCUCAGAUGCUGGAUGUAGCCAUCAGAGUGAAAGCUAUCCGUAAAUUUGCAGUUUCCCAGAUGGCCAUGCUUCUGGACAAUGCUCAUCUCAUAGCCAGCAACACCCAGAGAAACGGCAUCUGUGAGGUGCUCUAUGCUGCUGCCUGGAUAUGUGGGGAGUUCUCCGAACACCUCGAAGAAGCAAACCAAACUUUAGAAGCAAUGUUGAGGCCUAAAGUGACGACUCUGCCAGGCCACAUCCAGGCAGUUUAUGUCCAGAACAUGGUGAAGCUCUAUGCAUCCAUCCUGCAGCAGAAAGAGCAGUCAGGGGAGAAGGAAGCAGCUCAGGAGAUCACACAGCUGAUGAUUGAGCGUUUGCCUCAGUUUGUGCAGAGUGCAGAUCUGGAAGUUCAGGAAAGGGCUUCUUGCAUCUUGCAACUAAUAAAAUAUAUUCAGAAGCUACAAAUAAAAGAAGUACCUGUAGCUGAAGAAGUAAUAGCUCUGUUUGCUGGUGAGCUGAACCCUGUGGCUCCUAAAGCACAGAAAAAAGUACCAGUUCCAGAGGGCUUGGACCUUGAUGCCUGGAUCAAUGAACCUCCAUCAGACAGUGAGUCUGAAGAUGAAAAACCCAAAACAAUUUUUCAUGAUGAGGAACAAAGGCAUUCCAGACACAGGCAGCCAGAAAUAGAUGAAGAGGAACUGGCCAGACGUCGAGAAGCCCGGAAACAGGAACAGGCAAACAACCCAUUUUAUAUUAAAAGCUCUCCUUCCCCACAGAAGCGAUACCAAGACACUCCAGGUGUGGAACAUAUACCUGUGGUCCAGAUCGACCUUUCUGUCCCCUUAAAAGUUCCAGGUAACCUGUGAAUGCCUAUGUCUGACCAGUAUGUGAAACUGGAAGAAGAGAGGAGACACAAACAGAAACUGGAGAAAGACAAGAAAAAGAAAAAACAGAAAAAAGAGAAGAGAGGAAAACAUCACAGGCACAACUCCCUGCACACGGAGAGCGAGGAGGACAUCGCUCCAGCACACCACGUCGACAUCAUCACGGAGGAGAUGCCAGAGAAUGCUUUGCCCAGUGAUGAAGAUGACAAAGAUCCCAAUGAUCCAUAUAAGGCACUUGAUAUAGAUCUGGAUAAACCCUUAGCAGACAGUGAGAAGCUGCCUGUGCAGAGACACAGAAAUGUUGAGACCCUGAAGUCACCAGACUCAGAAGCUCCCCUAGUAGAGAAGAAGAUCAAGAAACCCAAAAAGAAGGAAAAGAAACACAAAGAAAAAGAGAGAGACAAAGGAAAGAAGAAAGAGAAAGAGAAAAAGGUGGUAGAGGAGGAAGAAGCUAAAAAGGGGGAAGACUUAGAUUUCUGGCUCUCCACUGCUCCACCUCCUGCUUCCACUACCCAGCCACAGAGGGAGCCUGAAGCAGGUGCUGCUGUUGUGGCUGAACCUCAAGAGGUGAAAAAGGAAGAAAGGGAAGAGCAAGAUGAGGAGGAGGAAGAUGAAGGCAAGAAAUCCUCCAAGCAUAAGAAGAAAAAGCACAAGAAAGAGAAAGAAGAGAAAUCAAAGGAUAAAAAGAAGUCCAAAAAGAAGAGUCAUCACAGCGAGGAGGAGACCACAGAGUCGGUGCAGAAUGGAACACUAGAUGAUGAACCACUACCACCUAUGUCCAGUUACCGCCUUCUUGCUGAAAAUCCAUACAUUAAAAUGACCUACGAUAUUCAAGGAAACCUCCAGAAUGAUAGUCAAGUUACUGUCUCUGUUAUCUUUGAGAACAAAAGCACUUGCUUCCUUAAGAGCAUGGAACUAAAUGUCCUGGACUCUCUCAACACUAAAAUGCUCCGACCAGAAGGAUCCUCAGUCCACGAUGGGAUACCUGUGCCCUUCCAGCUACCCCCUGGAAUCUCUAACGAAGCCCAGUUUGUGUUUACACUUCAGAGUAUUGUUAUGGCUCAGAAGUUAAAAGGAACACUGUCCUUUAUAGUCAAAAAUGAUGAAGGUUCAACCCAUGAAAAACUAGAUUUCAAAUUGCACUUCAGUUGUGCUUCAUACUUGAUCACGACGCCUUGCUACAGCGAUGCUUUUGCCAAGCUCCUGGAGUCUGGAGAUCUGCACAUGAGUUCGAUUAAAGUAGACGGAAUUAGCAUUUCUUUCCAACAUCUACUGGCAAAGAUCUGUUUUCAUCAUCAUUUUUCAGUUGUGGAACGUGUUGAUUCCUGUGCAUCCAUGUACAGUCGUUCUAUCCAAGGCCAUCAUGUCUGCCUACUGGUAAAAAAGGGAGAGAACUCUGUAUCCAUAGAUGGGAAGUGUAACGAUUCCACCCUGCUUAGCAACUUGUUGGAUGAGAUGAAAGAGACAUUGUCCAAGUGCUGAAUAUUCCUUAUCAAAUAUUCCAACGACAGAAACACACCUACCAUGGAAAGCUGAGCAGACCCAAGUGUUAAGUUUCUCCCUCGUACGCAUGUACUACCCUGGGGCACGUGCUUUUCAGUUAACUCCACCCUUGUUUGCAGUUUAGACAUUUUAAGGCUGUAUGUUACCUUUUUAUUUCCAAACUUUUUACAAACUGUGGUGUUAACCCUUUCUAGCCCAAAGAGAUCCUGGUGACACGACUGGAGGUGGGAGGGAGGGAGGGGUGGGCACUAUUUAUUCAGCAGCUC